Camelina sativa (false flax) is the source of this 640-nucleotide messenger RNA. Lineage: Eukaryota; Viridiplantae; Streptophyta; Magnoliopsida; Brassicales; Brassicaceae. The record is from RefSeq and is a predicted model, not a curated record.
AGAGUUCGCUACAAUCUGGGGGUUGGUCCCAAACCGAGUUGGAUGAGAUGUACUUUGAGUUGGCUCCGCGCAAUAAAGAGCGUAUUUACGAUAUGGUCUUCAAAAUGCAUAGAGCUGCUUCCCCGGUACCUCCUCCUCCUCUGCCACAGGAAAUGUCUCAGGACUACCUUCAAAUGCAACUGGAUGCUGCUAAGGCCAAACUUGCGGAUCUUAAACGGGAGCAAGAAGCUCAGCUUGCGGACUGCGAAGCUCAGUUCGAUAUGAUUGUCGAGCGAAACCCAAUGAUAGCAUCAGCGUUGAAGGCUCGACAAGCAACUGAAACAGAGCAAGCAAAGGCGUCGAGUGGUCAGCAGAUGAAGCGGGACUAUGAUGCUCUGUUCGAUAUAGUUGUCGAGCAGAACCCGAUGCUAGCAUCAGCAUUAAGGGGUGUGCGUGCAAGUGCAACCGACUCAGAGCGACAUCCAGGGAUCAGGAAAAGACCGAGCAAGACCAAGCUACGGCAGCAGACUUUUCUCCUCCAGACGGAGCAUUGAUAAUUUUACUUCCAAUUUGGUUCGGUUUGUGUUUAUUAAUUUAGUUUGAAUUCCGGUUGAACCUGAAACGAAGCGGCUUUCGUAGUUUCUUCCUCCUCUAAACCUUG